Molecule: messenger RNA, 372 nt
Organism: Xyrichtys novacula (pearly razorfish)
Lineage: Eukaryota; Metazoa; Chordata; Actinopteri; Labriformes; Labridae
Source: the annotation of a GenBank genome assembly
AUGGCCCCAAGAGAUGGAGCGCUUCGUGAGUGUCUCAGACAAUGGAAACUGUCAGGUAAGGAGGAACCAGAAGAACCAUCAUGGGAGGAAAAAACCCUGCUUGGGAUGUACCACCGACAGAUAGCUGAAGUGGCUGAUAUGAGCAAAUCCUACCAAUGGCUAGAGAGGGCUGGACUGAAGGACAGCACAGAGGCACUAAUUAUGGGGGCACAAGAACAGGCCUUGAGCGCCAGAGCAAUAAAGGCCCAGCUCUACCAUACCAGGCAAGAUCCCAGGUGCAAGCUGUGCAAAGAGGGCCCUGAAACAGUCCAACACCUAACAGCAGGAUGUAAGACGCUGGCAGGAAAAGCAUACAUGGAAUGCUAUAAUUAA